GCUCGUGUCCAGUAAGGAACAUUAACAAACUAAAUAGAUUUUGAGAAUUGUAAAAUUUCUGAAUUAACAAAGAAAAAAAAUGUUUAAAGUGUUCAUUCUCUUCGCUGUUUGCGCUUUGGCUAUUGCCACUCCUGAUGGCUUCACCGUCUUGCCAGCCGCUCCAUUGUCAGCAGCAUUGCCGAUCUACAAGUCUGCACUUGUGGCGUCCCAGCCUACCCACGUUGAAGUGCAUGAACCGGCACUGGCUAAAGUAGGCGAUGUGGUGGAGAGUGUGCCCACUGCUGUCUCGCAUCAGAGCUCAACCAUCGUGCAUAGCAAAGCUCAACGCGUUGCACCGCUAGUGGCGCCUGCUGUGCGCUCGUAUACGGCACCGGCCCUUCACACUUUUUCGGCACCACUCUCAGUCGCACCUUUGCUGCGCACGCUGCCAUUUGGACUAGGACCCGCUGCCGAUUUUGUUCACGCCAACGCUCCAAUUCAAUUGCGCUCUUUCGCUUCAGCUGCUCCUGCGAUUCCGGCAUCACUCUACCGCUCAUAUGGAUUCACCUAUGGGGGACAACCAUUGGUCUAUACUACUGCGCAUUUUAGGAAGUAAGCAAAUGUAUAUAUGCCUUUCAAAUAUUUUCGAAUUUGUUACGUAUUCCAUAUAACUGCCGAAAAAAAUGAAUGA
Anastrepha ludens (Mexican fruit fly) is the source of this 670-nucleotide messenger RNA. RefSeq lists its product as uncharacterized. The transcript is spliced from 2 exons. The record is from RefSeq and is a predicted model, not a curated record. Lineage: Eukaryota; Metazoa; Arthropoda; Insecta; Diptera; Tephritidae. The coding region runs from base 80 to 595 and encodes 171 amino acids.